AUGUCUUCAGCUAUGUUAGCUCGAACUCCAAAUGUUGCGCGAAAACUUGAUAAAAAUAAACUUUAUUUAAUUGGUCCUAAUUUUUGGAAUGUUCGAGGUCACUUUAGAGUUUUAAAAGUGAUUGAUAUUGAAACACAAAUGUCAAUAAUACAAUUGCGCAAUGGAAAAUUUCUUAUUAUUGAUACAAUUGAUAUGAAUGAUCGUCUUCGACAAGAAAUUGAUAAUUUAACAAAUCAUGGAGAAAAUAUUGAAGCUGUUAUCGGUGUCCAUCCAUUUCAUACAUUAUCAUUUGCAGCUUUUUAUCAAGCAUAUCCAAAAGCAGCUUAUUAUGGUACACCAAGACAUUUACGUCGAUUAACUGAAAUUCCAUGGACUGGAGAUCUUAAGGAUAGUACAGUUAGAAAAAAAUGGGAACCAGACGUUGAAAUGCGUAUUCCAGCAGGAGCUGAAUUUAUUGAUCCUCAACCUGAAGGAACAAAUCAUUUCAUAAGUGUUUUUGUUUAUCAUUCACCAUCUCAAACUCUUCAUGUUGAUGAUACAAUCAUGUAUGCUGAAAAGCCUGGGUUUUUAUUUAGAUUACUUGGUUGUAAACAUGGUUCAAUUGCAUUUCAUCCAUCAAUUAAAACUUAUGGUCUACAUCCAACAAGUGAUGCACCAUAUGUAUUUCGUGAUUGGAUGCGUACUGUACUAUGUGAUUGGCCUUUCGAAAAUAUGUGUUGUGCACAUUUGGGUGUUAAAAUCGGCGGAGCAUUUCUUGAUGUUGUUACCUUACUUAAUGAUACUGAACCUUUAUUUGCUAAACUUAGUGAAGAAAAUAAUAAAAAAAAAUUUGAAGAUACAAAACCAUCUGAAAAUCAUCCGAACAUGAAUAUUUCUCGUAAUGAAUGCGGAUAA
This is a messenger RNA of Rotaria sp. Silwood1, 894 nucleotides long. The record is from the annotation of a GenBank genome assembly. Lineage: Eukaryota; Metazoa; Rotifera; Eurotatoria; Philodinida; Philodinidae.